CUCCCUAUUGGUGGAUAGGUAGACAGCAGUAGACAGCGACAGGUCGAGAAAACUCGAGGAGAAGAGAAACAGUGUUGAACGUGUUCUGGGCAGCAAUCAACAAAGGUGACGACGUAAUGUCGAAGUGUUAAUUAUUAGAGUAGGCUUCAAAAUCAGGCAAAGUGAAGCUGCUUCUAGUGAAAUUUGCGCCCUUGCGGGCGCACGCAACAGCGGAGUGCGAAAUGUCUUUGCGAGCUAUUGGGAAUCGUCUUAUACAAAAUGGUCGAAUUUUGCUGCGAAGUUUUAGGCCCUACCGAAAGUCAAGCGACGUGUUGGACGGGCUCUCACGCAAAAUUCUCCCGAGGGGAGUUCAAGUAGAAGCUAGUCCUAGCACUGGCAGGGCAUCUGCUGGUAGAAAUGUCAGCUUUCAUGUACAUGCACGACAGUUGUUCGUUGAUACUGUUUUAAAAAGAGUAACAAAUUCAUUGGCAGCAGAUUUGAGGAGGAGAGCCGCAAAAAGAUUGUUGUUCGGAGAUUCUGCACCUUUUUUUGCUCUUGUGGGUGUGAGUUUGGCUUCAGGAACUGGUAUAUUGACAAAAGAUGAUGAGUUGGAAGGAAUAUGUUGGGAAAUCAGAGAAGCGGUAUCAAAAUUACAAUGGAACGUAGAAGUUGAUGCUGGAACAGAUUAUUUUUCAGAGAAGGAGAAUAUCGGACUGGAUUUUUUUGAAAUUGGUCCUGCCAUAGCUAAAGGUUGCAGUGCUGUUGUUUAUGCUGCUCGAAAGAAAUGUGACUCUGAACAUGGUAUUAUUGCUAGGACUGACCUUGAUAUUUCUACCUAUCCCUUUGCCAUAAAAAUGAUGUUUAAUUACGAUGCUGAAUCGAAUGCAACCUCUAUUUUGAGGGCUAUGUAUCGAGAAACUGUUCCAGCCAGAUGGCAUUACACCAAUGAAGAAUUAAACUCGUGGGAGCAAAGCCUUUCUGAUCGUAAGCUUCCAUUACCGCCACAUCCAAAUGUGGUGGAAAUGCAUUGUGUGUUUGCUGACAGAGUCCCAGAAAUUCCAGGAUCUUUUGCAAUGUAUCCUGAUGCUUUACCACCAAGAAUCAAUCCAUCUGGAUAUGGCCGGAAUAUGAGCCUUUUUCUUGUUAUGAAAAGGUAUGAUUGCAGUUUACAACAAUAUGUGCAAAGUAGAAAACUAAAUUUUCGAACCACCACACUACUGCUUGCACAGCUGUUAGAAGCUGUGGCUCAUAUGAACCGUCACGGAAUUGCCCACAGGGAUCUGAAAAGUGAUAAUAUUUUAUUGAAUCUCUCGGAAGGUGAAGCAUACCCACUUUUGGUAAUUACAGAUUUUGGAUGUUGCUUAUCUGAUAGAGUACACGGGUUACGUUUACCUUACAACUCUCCCGAUACAGAUAAAGGUGGAAAUGCAGCUCUAAUGGCACCUGAGGUGGCUUGUGCAGAAGCUGGUCCUUUCUCUUAUCUAAACUAUUCCAAGUCUGAUGCUUGGGCUGUUGGAGCUAUUGCUUAUGAAAUAUUUGGAGAAAAAAAUCCCUUCUAUUCUGUCUCACAUGAUAAACCUUUAUUAAGGAAUACAACAUACAACGAUGAAGAUCUCCCUCCUUUACCAGACAGUAUUCCAUCAGUUUUGACAAAUUUGGUAGCUGGAUUAUUAAUCAGAAAUACAUCAAAGAGGCUGAGUGCAGAAAUGGCAGCUACAAUUUGUCAGUUGUUUUUGUGGGCACCUAGUGCUUGGUUGCGUUCAAGUCCAGAUUUACCCACAACAAACGAGGUGUUGCAGUGGCUGUUGUGCCUCACAACUAAAGUAUUGUGUGAGGGUCGGCUAUUCAACAAGCUUUCUGCAGAGGAGGUCCCCCAUUCUGCCAGUUUGGCUCCCAAAUCCGAGGCCACCUUGUCUAGUACAUCUCUUGCAUCAAGUGGCCGCCGAGCUCUGCCGGAGUACCAGCUUAUUUCCUCAUUUCUUAUUAGAGUUAAGCUAAGGCAAGUGAGGGAAGCUCUUAACUGGAUUCAUAAUGUGUAAAGAUUUUAUCCUCAUUUUUGGUGAGCUUAACUCUCAUUCAACCACCUUUUGUUUUAGCCAGAAUGGCUUUAGGUGACUGAUAUCGCUUGUUUGUGGUUUACUAUUCCAUCAAAAUUAUUUAUUUUUUACUUUUUUGUGUAUUGCCUUUUUUGUAGCUGCUGAUUGAAAAUUGAAGUUUUUAUAUGCUUUGAUUUGUAAUUCCCAUUUGACUCGAAAUAAUUUGGUUCAGGUCUCGUUUGAAUCUGCAGAUUUAGAAUAGUUCACUAAUACAAGGGUUGUCAGAAUAUUGUGAUUAUUGAACAGCAUUAUUGAAAAAAUUAUUCCUGUAAGAUAUCAGAAUUGUUGUACUUAUUGUUAGUUGUAUAUUUUUUAAUUGUACAGUUAUGCAAUAAAGAAUAUUUUGUGUUGAUUCUUAAUU
Molecule: messenger RNA, 2436 nt
Organism: Gryllus bimaculatus (two-spotted cricket)
Lineage: Eukaryota; Metazoa; Arthropoda; Insecta; Orthoptera; Gryllidae
Source: the annotation of a GenBank genome assembly